Pseudomassariella vexata is the source of this 1233-nucleotide messenger RNA. RefSeq lists its product as uncharacterized. Gene Ontology annotation, molecular function: oxidoreductase activity. NCBI's taxonomy places the organism in Eukaryota, Fungi, Ascomycota, Sordariomycetes, Amphisphaeriales, Pseudomassariaceae. The transcript is spliced from 2 exons. The coding region runs from base 1 to 1233 and encodes 410 amino acids. The record is from RefSeq and is a predicted model, not a curated record.
AUGGCUCCAAGUGCAACCGAUGCGGAAACUCCGGUCAACUUGAUCCAGAAACUCAAGUCGUCCACCAAAAAUGUUGACCUUAACAUCUUUCCGGAUGGCCUCAAAACCUCAGGUCAACACCCACCAUUAUAUGAUCAGAUAUACCCAUACAGCGCCUUCCCCAAGCGCAUUGAAGGACCAACAGUAUGGAAGCCAGAAGAAUACUCCAACAACCCCGAGCGCUGGGUCCACCAGUUCUCCGCCGCCGAGAUAGAAGAGUUAUCAAACACAGCAGAUAACUUCACUGCGUCCGGCCUGCCUGUGACGGGAAUCAACAAGGAAAACUUCCCUCUACCCAUCUUGGCUCCAUCGCUAGCCUCCAUGCGCCGCGAGAUGUUGAACGGCAAAGGCUUCAUCCUGUACAAGGGCUUCCCUGUUAAUGAAUGGGGUAACCACAAGUCUGCCGUGGCGUACAUGGGCCUCGGGGCCUACAUUGGCUACCCCGUGUCGCAAAACGGGCGUGGCCACAUUCUCGGCCACGUCAAGGAUCUCGGUGAGGAUAGUACCCAAAUCGACAAAGUGCGCAUCUAUCGCACCAACGCGCGGCAGUUCUUUCACGCUGAUGACUGCGAUGUCGUCGGCCUGCUCUGCAUUGCCCGAUCCGAGUUCGGCGGCGAGUCGGACGUUGCGUCUAUCCACCACGUCUGGAAUAUCCUACAAGAGGAACGACCUGACGUCGCCGAGACGCUCACAAAGCCCAUUUGGUACUUUGACCGGAAGGGCGAGGUGUCCCAAGGGGAGGAGCCGUACAUUCGGGCGGCGGUGUACUACUUAGAGACGCCUGACCCGGCGAACCCGGACGCUGAGCAGCGCGUCUACUGCAAGUGGGAUCCGUACUUUGUCAAGAGUCUGAGCAGGUUUUCGGACGCGGGUGUCAUCCCGCCGUUGUCGCCUGAGCAGGUAGAGGCGGUGCAGGUUCUCGAGGAUACGUGUAACAGGGUGAAGCUGCACAUGGUGCUCCAGGUUGGUGAUAUUCAGUUCGUGGCCAACACGCAUACGUUGCACGCGAGAACAGCGUAUCGGGAUUUCCUGCCGGCCAGUGGGAAGCCAAGACGGCACUUGAUGAGGCUGUGGUUGAGUGUGCCGCAGGAUGAGGGCGGUUGGCGGCUGCCGUUCUGGGACUCACUUGAGAAGAAGAGGGGUGGUAUUCAGGUUGAUGAUACGCCGCCUGUUGCUCGACUCGAUGCUGAUUGA